Thyridium curvatum is the source of this 1443-nucleotide messenger RNA. RefSeq lists its product as uncharacterized. The coding region runs from base 1 to 1443 and encodes 480 amino acids. The transcript has a single exon. Gene Ontology annotation, cellular component: cytoplasm. Lineage: Eukaryota; Fungi; Ascomycota; Sordariomycetes; Thyridiales; Thyridiaceae. The record is from RefSeq and is a predicted model, not a curated record. Gene Ontology annotation, molecular function: cysteine synthase activity.
AUGUCUCUAAGCGACCACCCCAAGGCCUACGGCACGGCCGCCGUGGCCGUGGCCUUUGUCGCCGGCGUGUGUGUGACGCUCGGCUUCAAGGACCUCUACCCGGACCUCCAGCGCCGCUACGAGCAAGGCUCCUCGCGCCGCGCAGCACCGGCGACAGCAGUGGCCCGCCGUCGCCAGAGCACCGCAUCCACCGCCACCACCUCGUCGACGGCGCGCCGCCGCCGCUCCUCCUUCUUCUGGGCGCCCGUCCGCCUCGAGGACCACGAGUCGCCGCCCUCGUCCGUCCCGCCCGCCGCCGGCAGCGCCGCCGCGUCCUCGGCCGAGCCGCCGCCCAUCGCGCACGGCAUCGAGGCCACGAUCGGCAACACCCCGCUCGUCGAGAUCCGCUCCCUGUCGGCCGCGACGGGGCGCACCAUCCUCGCCAAGGCCGAGUUCCUCAACGGCGCCGGCAACAGCCCCAAGGACCGCGUCGCCCUCAACCUCAUCCGCGAGGCCGAGGCCGCGGGCCUGCUCGUCCCCGGCCGCGGGGACACCAUCUACGAGGGCACGUCGGGCAGCACGGGCAUCUCGCUGGCGACGCUCGCGCGCGCCAUGGGCUACCGCGCCCACAUCUGCAUGUCGGACGACCAGUCCGUCGAGAAGGCGCAGCUGCUGCACCACCUCGGCGCCACCGUCGAGCGCGUGCCCGUCGCGCCCAUCACCGACCCGGGCCACUUUGUCAACCGCGCGCGCAGCCGGGCGCGCGAGCACUGCGCCGCCGCCGACGCCGCCGCCGACAAGGCGACGGCCUCGCGCGGCUUCUUCGCCGACCAGUUCGAGAGCGCGGCCAACUACCGCGCGCACCAGGGCACGACGGGCCCGGAGAUCCUGGCCCAGACGGGCGGCGAGAUCGACGCCUUCGUCGCCGGCGCGGGCACGGGCGGCACCGUCACGGGCGUCGCAAAGUACCUCAAGGAGGACGCCGGCCUGCGGCGGUCGGUGCGCGUCGUCGUCGCCGACCCGCACGGCAGCGGCCUGUACAACAAGGUCAAGUACGGCGUCAUGUACUCGCACACGGAGAAGGAGGGCACGCGGCGCCGCACCCAGGUCGACAGCGUCGUCGAGGGCAUCGGCAUGAACCGCCUGACGGCCGUCCUGGCCGAGGGCCUCGACCUGAUCGACGACGCCGUCGCCGUCAGCGACGAGCAGGCCGAGCGCAUGGGCCGCUGGCUCGUCGAGAAGGACGGCAUCUUCGUCGGCAGCAGCAGCUGCGUCAACUGCGUCGCCGCCGUGGCCACGGCACUCACCCUGCCCGAGGGCAGCAGGGUCGUGACGGUGCUGUGCGACUCGGGCGCGAGGCACCUGAGCAAGUUCUGGAAGAAUAUUGCCGAGGCCGGGCUGGAGGAGCAAGAGGACGCCGACGAGGACCUCCUCAAGAUCCUGGGGCUGGAAAAGAAGGAUUAA